Molecule: messenger RNA, 3585 nt
Organism: Dendrobium catenatum
Lineage: Eukaryota; Viridiplantae; Streptophyta; Magnoliopsida; Asparagales; Orchidaceae
Product: N-terminal acetyltransferase B complex auxiliary subunit NAA25
Exons: 19
Coding region: 227-3277 (1016 amino acids)
Biological process (GO): N-terminal peptidyl-methionine acetylation
Cellular component (GO): cytoplasm; NatB complex
Molecular function (GO): protein-N-terminal amino-acid acetyltransferase activity; protein binding
Source: RefSeq, a predicted model, not a curated record
CUCCUGCUUAACAAAAUCACUGAUUUCACGAGUUUACCUUGCUUCUCGGCUAAUUCUCCUUGAAGGUUCUGCUUUUGGCAGCAGACACUUACGAAACUGCACCUUGAGGUCAUUCCCUACAUAGCGCCGUUCUUCCCGUUAGUCGUUUCAAAAACUGCAGUCUAGGGGAAAACUAAACGCGAGGAACCCUAGCCUCCUCAUUCUGAAAUCCAAAACCUAAGGUCCAAUGACCUCGAAGCCCGGGCUCGCUGGUGGGAUCCCGGAGCGAAGGGUGCGGCCGAUAUGGGACGCAGUUGAUUCUCGUCAGUUCAAGACGGCUCUUAAGCUUUCAACAGCGCUUCUAGCAAAGCACCCUAAUUCUCCGUACGCUAUCGCACUCAAGGCUCUCAUUUUGGAAAGGACAGGGAGGCUUGACGAAGCACUAAGUGUUUGCUUAGAGGCCAAGGAGCUUUUACAUUCGAGCAAUUUGAAUAUGGUUCAAAUGGAUGAUCUCACCCUCAGUACUUUACAGAUUGUGUUUCAAAGGCUUGAUCGCUUGGAUCUAGCCACUCAAUGCUAUGAGCAUGCUUGUAGAAAAUUCCCUAAUAACUUGGAAUUACUGAUGGGACUUUUUAACUGUUAUGUGCGUGAAUAUUCGUUUGUCAAGCAACAGCAGACUGCCAUAAAGUUGUACAAGAUUGUUGCUGAAGAAAGGUUUUUGCUUUGGGCAAUAUGCAGCAUUCAAUUGCAGGUUCUUUGCAGUUCUGGGGGUGAGAAAUUGUUGUCCCUUGCUGAAGCUUUACUUAAGAAGCAUAUAGCUUCACAUAGUCUGCAUGAACCUGAAGCUGUUGUCAUGUACAUUUCAAUUCUGGAACAACAGGCCAAAUAUGAGGAUGCUUUGGAUAUUCUUUCUGGAAAUCUUGGUUCCCUUAUAGGAAUCGAAGUUGACAGGCUACGUCUGCAGGGUAGGCUUCUUGCUCGUGCAUGCAACUAUACUGCAGCUGCUGAGAUUUACCAAAAGGUCCUACAAGCACGUCCUGAUGAUUGGGGAUCAUUCCUCAAUUACUUGGGCUGUUUGUUAGGGACUGAUUUCAGUUGGUCAACAAGCGGUUCUAGUCAACUAUGUUCAUCAGAUAAUGUUGUUUUUCAAGGCUGUAAAUCAACCAAUCUUCCCCUGGAAGUGUUUGAUUCACGCAUAGAAAGCGCCUUGUCUUUUGUACAAAAGUUGCAAAUGGAAGUCCAUGAUGGUCUUGCGAGAUGUCCUUACUUGGCAUCCAUUGAAAUAGAAAGGCAAUGCCGCCUUAGGGGAAAAACUGAUGCCAAGCUAUUGGAAGCCUUAUUAAAUUACUUUCAGAGGUUUGGUCACUUGUCUUGCUUUGCUUCUGACCUGGAGUGCUUUUCUUCAACGUUGACCCAAAUUGAGAGAGCUGAGAUAUUGGGGAGAUUCAUUGAAAUUUCUGAAUCUUCUAAACUUUCGCCAUUAAAAAAGUUGGGCCAGGCUAUUACAAUUUUUAAACUUGAUGAGGUUUUUGGCUUCUUGACAGUGCUCCCUGUUGAAGAACUUGUGGAAACAUCUACAAAGAUGGUGGAUGUGUAUUGUAAAAACCUUGUACUUUCAAGUGAUCUGGAUCCUCAGGAGAAUAUGCACGGUGAAGAACUGUUACAAAUGGCUAGCAGCGCUCUUGUUAUGCUUUAUUGGCGUACAAGGUGCUAUGGGUACUUACUAGAGGCACUUCUAGUUUUGGAGUUUGGUUUGAACAUUAGAAAAUAUGUUUGGCAAUACAAAUUGUCUUUGGUGCAUUUAUAUUCAUACGUUAAUGCACUUCCGUUGGCAUACGAAUGGUAUGGUACUCUGGAUACAAAAAACAUAUUAUUGGAGACUGUAUCCCAUCAUAUUAUGCCCCAGUUGUUUGUAUCACCCCUUUGGUCAGAAACCUCUGCUCUUCUGAAAGAUUAUCUCAAGUUUAUGGAUGAUUAUUUAAGAGAAGCUGCUGAUCUUACUUUUUUGGCAUAUCGCCAUCGUAAUUAUUCCAAAGUGAUUGAAUUUGUUCAAUUUAAAGAGCGCUUAGAACACUCAAAUCAAUAUUUGGCUGCAAGAAUUGAAUAUUGGAUUUUACAACUGAAACAGGAAACAAAUACCCUUGAAGAAGCCGAGUGUAUUCUUGAAAAAUUGUACCGUGGAAUGCAAUUGCUAGAGCUGUCAAGUGAUGAGAAACUAAAUUCCUUGACAUUUAAUGAAGAUCUUCAGCUGCGACCUUGGUGGUCCCCAAGUUCUCAUGUAAAUUACCUUUCAGAACCUUUUGAUGGAGUAUCAGCAUGCUCUCGAGAGAACUUGUAUAAGCAUCAAGCUUGUGAGAAUGGCAACAUAGUGAGGAAUGUCCUUGCACGAAAAUCCCUUGUUCCUCGCUUGAUCUAUCUCUCGAUUCAGUCAGCUACUACUUCACUGAAGGAAACUGUUGAACCUAACGCUUCUGAAAAAGAUGCUAAUAGCAAUGGAGAGCUUAGGUUUCUACUGGAAAAAUAUGCAAGGAGCAUUGGUCUGUCAUUUGAUGAUGCAGUGAAGCUGAUCUUUGAGAUUUCGAAGGGGCAAAGAUCUUUCAAGGAUUUUGGUACAGAUAUGGUGGUUGAUUGUAUGAAUUUUGCAGUUUUUCUAAAUGCAUGGAAUUUAUGCUCUAAUCAUCCAUUGCUCCUGCAUCAAGAUGGAGUGAAUCUUAUUUCUUGGAACGUGGUAGAAAACUUGGUUAAUACAUGUAUUGCAGAGCAGUUGAUUUGUGCGCGGCGAGUUCUGGAUGGCCCUGGAAGUAACCUUCCAAUUUUGGUUCAGUUGAUAACAGAACCAUUUACUUGGCAUGCUUUGGUCAUCAAAUCCUGCUUGAGAUCUAUGCUUCCCUUAGGUAAGAAGAAAAAGAAAAGUGGCCUUUCUGAUCAUUUAAACUUGCGGCAUCUAUCGCUAGUAAGCAAUUCCAUAGACUGCUUAAGUAAUGGGAUUCAGAAAGUUCAUAAAUGGUUAGAGGAUCAAAUGAAUGGGUCAGAAGAUUCAAGAUUGGACAUUUUGUUAUCUGAAGUGAAGGUAAUGCAAUCUGUAACAGGACCGGGCUCUGUUCUCCGCAUUCUCGAAGAAUGUGCAUCUUCUAGCCAUGAAGAAUUAGGAGAAAGAAUAUAUGGAGCUCUACAAUUGUGGAGCUCUACUGAUGUAAUAAGAAAACUUGUCAAUUCUCAGGCGUCAUUACUUCUCAAGUUUCAAGAUAUAUGUGGUGCCAAAUUGAAGAUGUUGGAGGUAAUGAAACGGUCAUUUUAGGGUUACCAAAUCCUGGUAGCUAGGUUCUUUUUUAGGGUUUGCCGAAGUGGCCAUGGUUUCCCCUACAUUUUCUGCAUUUUUUUCACAGGGAUAGUUGAAGUUUUUUUUUUUUUCUAAUUAUUUUUUUCGGGUUAUUCUCUACCAGAGCCUCGCUUCAUUGUUGCCUCAUGGAAAAUAAGGUACCAAAAACAUUUUUUCAUUUCUUAACAUAGUUUUAUUGUGAUCAAUGCAAGCAUUUAUGUUUGUCUUUGUUUUGGCCUGGACCAUUGUCCUUUAAUGCAGAUAGCUAAAGACUUUAUCUUGUUCAA